AUGGGUUCAACCAGCUUUACCAAUCCUUACGCGAUUGAAGUAAUUCAGAUGAAGAAGAGCGAGCUGGUGAGUGGCAUUUUGAAUACAGAAGAUUUGCUGGAUCUCCUCAUUUCAAAUGGCGUUCUUCAACCCGACAGCCGAGCACUGAUGGCCAGCAUCUCUGCGCGAGAGGAAAAGAACUCCAGGAUGUUGAAUGUCUUGAUCUCGAGAGGAGAGCGUGCUUGCCGCAUCUUCUUCUACCCUUGUCUGAAACGAGUUGAACCUGACCUCUACCAGUACAUGAGAACGUAUGUAGGUGGAGUUAAUGAGGGCAUUAGAGAUGCACGGAGACAGCUGAUAGGAUAUCUGCUGGAGAAGGACAAGCAGGGUCUUGUCAAAUACUCAAAAUCCAACAAGGACCCCACUCCCGAAAGAAUCCAACCGAAGUCUCUGACGAAUAAGGCUACAUCUUCAACAGAACAAGUCAAACAAACCCCCAAAACUGAAAGUGAGCAUGAUGCCAUUGUCAAAGCCGUAACCUCAGGGGAUCUACAUCUCCUCCAGGAGCUUCUCAGAGGAUUGGAUGUCAAUACUGUUUUCUCCUCCACUGAUACUCUGCUGCACCUCGCUGCUGAACAUGGUAAGGAGGCCAUUGUGUAUUUUCUGCUCAGACAAGGGGCGAAACUGAACCUGAAGGACAAGGAGGGUCGUACUGCUCUGCACAGAGCGUCAGAACGAGGCCGCACUGCUGUUGCUCUGGCGCUUGCGAAGGCUGGUGCAGACAUCCAUGCUACGGACCUAAUGUCAAAGACUCCUUUGCAUCUGGCUGCUCAAAAUGGACAUGAAAAUACGGUUAAAGCUCUAGUGAAUGAGGAAAAGAAAAGCCUUAAGAACCAGACAACAGUUCUGCACAUGGCUGCCAUUGAGGAUGACGCAACACUGGCAGAGGUUCUUCUGCGAAACGGCGCUUUAGUAGAUGCUAGAGAUGGCCAAAGGAAGACGGCUCUCUAUCACGCUGUUCAGCACGGAAAUGAGAAAACUGCCAGUGUGCUGUUGAAGGCCGGAGCACAGGUGGACUCUGUGAUCGUGGACGCUGCUUUUGAGCUCAACAGGAAGUCUCUAUUGUCUCUUUUUUUGCGGUAUGUCCAGAACUCUAUGUCUCCGAAUGAGAUCACCGCUGCUCUUUUUAAAGCGGUACAGAAGAACUUGGAUGGGGUUGUGGCUGCGCUAAUUGAUCAUGGUGCGGAUGUUAAUAUUUGUAACGAGCUUGGAUACACACCUAUGCUUCUAGCCGCAGAGCUGGGGAAUGCUGAGGCCUUCAAAGUGCUGGUCUCAAAAAAGGCUAGACUCGAUGAAAGACUGCCAAACCAGAUCUCUGGGCUUCACCUGGCUACCCAAAGUGGCAGUAUGCAAAUAGCACAGAUAUUGUUGGAUAAGGGUAUAGACCCCAACAUCAAUGGCCCUAAAGAUCAGACCCCUCUCCAUCUAAGUGCAUUACAUAACCAGCCAGAGUUGAUGGCACUGUUGUUGCGUGUGGGGGCUCAGAUUAACGCCAUCACACAGGAUGGGUUCACUGCCCUGCACCUCGCCAGCCAGAGCGGUCACACCGAAGCAGUCGCACAACUGCUAGAGGGCAAGGCCGACAUCCACGUCAAGGACAAACAGGGAAGAACAGCCCUGCACUGGGCGGCAUCGCAUGGUGAAGUGGGCGUCAUACAGCUACUACUCACUUCUGGGAGUGAAAGCAAUGCCACUGAAAAAGAGAAGAAGACCCCACUGCACCUAGCUGCAAUGGAGGGACACACCAGGGCAGUUUCAGCACUGCUGGCUGGUAAAGCUAAAGUUGGAGCUAAGGACAUGGAUGGCUGCUCUCCUCUGCAUUAUGCUGCUCGAAACGGGAAGGAAAGAGCAGCUAGAGUGCUUCUCGCAUCUGGUAAGCGCAAGAUUGUGGAUGAUAAGAACGUGUGGAGGAGGACUCCUCUGCAUUUAGCUGCAGAGCAUGGUCAUGAGCUGCUGGUGGGUCUUUUACUGGAAAACGGUGCCAAGAUCAACUGCCUGGAUAACAAUAAAGAUACACCGCUGCACUACGCUUGCCGUGAUGGCCAUGUUGGAGCAGUACAGAGACUACUAAACUGGACAAAUGGAGAACGAGCGAACCUACAGGCAACUAAUAAUGUGAAUAAAACAGCGCUUCAGGUGGCAGAGGCAGAGGACACACAGGCUCACCAAAACAUUAGUACCCUGCUAAAGAAGAAGAUGUUCCUUGUGAAAUAAAACUAAACCUGU
Carassius auratus (goldfish) is the source of this 2265-nucleotide messenger RNA. RefSeq names its product CARD- and ANK-containing Inflammasome Adaptor Protein (gene caiap). The record is from RefSeq and is a predicted model, not a curated record. The coding region runs from base 1 to 2253 and encodes 750 amino acids. Gene Ontology annotation, biological process: regulation of apoptotic process. Gene Ontology annotation, molecular function: protein binding. The transcript is spliced from 2 exons. NCBI's taxonomy places the organism in Eukaryota, Metazoa, Chordata, Actinopteri, Cypriniformes, Cyprinidae.